AGGUGUGUCUUAUAAGGCGGAAUAUAGGUUCCUCAAGCCAGCGAUUGUUUGAGGCAGAGAGAAGAUAGGAGGACCACACAGAGGAGAAGCCAACUGCUGCUGACGGGACCAGGGCCAGGCACAUUACAGGCAUUUGCUCUUCUGCAUUCUUUGAAACCUAUGAAGGAUCUAACUACCACUGAGCAAUAUAGUCCAUUUUCCAACGUCAUUCGUCAUCAACUCCAACCUGAACAGUUCUAAGGACUCUGACCUAAUCAUCGAAAGCAGUACAUGAGUUCUGCACUACAGACUGUUACUGCAGAGAAGGACCUACAGCUAUAGAUGUCACCCUAGGUCAUAAUUCAAGCUUGCUUAGCUUUCCUAUAGGAGACAUCACCAUCUGUAUCACUUCAUUAAUAUUGUGUGAAAUUGGACCUUAUUUCUGAAUUAACAUCUGAUUGUAGCUGUCAAGAGUGAUAUGACUGGUUGUGUUCAGCAUUACAGAUUUUUCAGGGUCAUCGAAUGUAUACCAAGACCUACAUGGCAACAUUCAGCAUAUGUCAUUCAAGUUCCAGGAUUUGGGCUACUUAAGAUUACCAUUUGCUACUACUAUGUAUUGGAAGAAGCUUACACAGUGCCAGCACACACUGAAGACACCUCAAGGUUUGAUCAAACCUUUUAUUAUCUGAAGAAUAUAAACAAAAUGAAGAGACAAGCUACACUGUUUAGUUUUUUCGAUUCAUCCAAAAAGAAAAAAACAAUACAGUCUCAGGAAUUGGACUUGUGUGUAAAUGACAUUAAUAAUAAUGUUGUAGCUAACACUGAGAAGGAUGCUGUUCUUAAUGAAAAUACUAUAUAUGAAAUUGACCAUGAAGUUCCAAUGGAACAGGUUGAUAGGCAUGAUAUUGAAAGUGUUGUUGGCAAUGAUGAUGGUACAGUUUCAGAUGUGUUAACAGUUGAAGAGGCAUGUACAAGCACUAUAUCAUGUUGGUCCAAAAAACAAUUUGAAUAUUUUAGCAAGUUGUUUCCAUGGAUCCAGGUUAAAAAUGGAAAAUUAGGUUGCAAUGUGUGUAGUAAGGUCAGAGGGUCUUUGGGAAUAGAAAAAGCUAAGGCAUGCCAUGUUUCAGAGGAGUGGAGUAACUUUUUAGUAAAACCAAGUGGCACCCUCAAAUUGAUUCAGCAGGCCUCUGUUCGCAAAAAAAUUAGAGAGCACAGUGUUUCUAAAUCUCACAAUAAAGCAGAGAAACUUCAGAAUACCGCCAAAAUUGGCAUAUUACCAACAGCAAUGGACAGGCUCAAUGAGAAAGCUAUAGCUGCGACAAUUCAUAUUUUUAAUAUAGUAUACAGUUUAGCUUUAAAUAAUAAGCCUAUGGCUGACAUAGAAGGAGAAGUUCAAUUGCAGAAAAUUAAUGGUGUGGAUGUUGGAGUAGGCCUUCACUCAAGGAAAACUGCCAUUACGAUAAUUCAACAUAUAUCCUCACAAAUAAGGAAGGCUUUAUUUUCUAAAAUUGCCAGUUGUAAGAGCAAAUUAUGUGUCAUAAUUGAUGAAUCCUCAACUGUGGCACAGAAAAGUGUUUUAGUCAUCUAUAUUCGUUGUGAGCUUUCAACACAUCAGGAUCCUGUCAAUGUAUUUGUGGAUCUUAAAGAGCUUGACUCAACCACUGCUGAGGUGAUAACUGAAACACUUUUCAACUGCUUAAGUGAAAAUGGAUUUGAUAAAGAUUAUUUACAAGAUAAUCUGAUAGGAUUUUGCUCAGAUGGUGCCAGUGCAAUGCUAGGUAGCAAGUCUGGGGUUGCAUCUAGAAUUGUAAGAGAAUUUCCAAACAUAGUCAUAUGGCACUGUUUGAGCCACAGGGUUCAACUUGCUCUUGAUGAUGCAAUUAAUUCUGUAUCCCAAGUUAAUCACUUUAAAAUGUUCCUAGAAAAAAUAUAUAGCAUAUAUCAUGUAUCUAACAAACAUCAGUUAGAGCUUCAUAACAUAGCAGCAGAUCUAGAGUUGGAGAUAGUAAAGAUUGGUAGAAUCCUAGGUCCUCGGUGGGUGGCUUGUAGUGCUCGUGCUGCCAAGGCAGUAUGGAGAGCGUAUCCAGCUCUGUAUAAGCACUUUUCGAAUUAUAAGAAUUUCUUGGGAAUGAAGAAAAAAAUGGAAAACUUGUGUUUCCUAAAAGAUCUCGCUUUAAUGAUCGAAAUUCUUGAGGAGCUCUCCCUUUUAUCCCUUGCUUUACAAGACCGGGAUGUUUCUCUUGUCAAAGCAGACAGACUUCUUUGUCGGUGUAUUAGGGCCCUUAAAAACCUAAAAGAAAAUCCAGGGAAGCAUGAAGUUCAGAUUGAUACAAUGAUUAGAACAGAGCCAUUUAAAGAUAUUCCUUUCCAAGUGAGUGCUAAAAACACUGGUCUUCCAAGAGCACAGUUAAUUCAGAGCGUAAUAGACAAUAUGAAAAGUAGGUUGUUUUCCACUGCAAAUACAAGACAAAUGGACAGUGGUACAGUUGUCCAAAACGCAAGCCGCUACAAAAAGUUAUUGUCCUUGUUCUCUUUACUUGAACCCAAUUCUUGGCCAUCUGACCUCACACUAUCUCCGUGGCCAGAAGGGGAAUGUCAAUUAAGACAGUUAAAUGAACUGAUAAAAUGUAACAUUCCAGUUAAUGAUUUCCGGGAUUACAUAGACAACAGAUAUUUUUCAGAUUGCAGCCUGCCACCCUCUAUUCAACAAGCCAAGAAAAUUAUUCGGGUCAUAGCUGUCAGUAGCGCUGAAGCUGAAAGAGGAUUUAGUAUCAUGAAUAACAUUGCCACACAUGAAAGAAGCAGACUUACAGUUUCUAAUAUAUCACAUCUUAUGACAAUCAAAAUUCUUGGCAAACCAAUAUCAAGCUGGGGUCCGGAAAUAUAUGUUAAGUCUUGGUUACGGAGAAACCACCACACUGCCACAGACCUCAGAGUUAAAAAAAAGGCAGCCAAACAAUACGAUGAAAAUUCCACAGCUAUUUGGUCUUUGUUUUAAUGGGAUAGCAAUGGAGUUUAUUUGUGACACUAAAACAAGCACACCGUAGCUGCAGGAGUGACGUCACGAGCCGGCUCCAGAACGCGCGCACGCGAUCCCUUACCACUAGCAGUGCAGCGCUACCGGCCAGGGCGCUAGCAGCAUAAAAUAAGUUUCUCCCACAGCAUAGCCGCUAGUCAGCUGCAGCAAAAAUCUAACCCUGAGGUGUGCUUUGAUCGGGCACACAGCGUAAAAUCAGGUAAUACAGCUGUAUAGACCAGAUCUAAGCAUUUGUACAGUCUUUAUCUGCAGUGGUGGUUUGUUUUCCUUGUUUUUGGUACUGGUGGUUACCACGUGUGCAAAUUCUGGAGUUUAUUUGUGGCUUGGGCAUUUCCUCAUUGCCUUGUGUUUAUGGAUCACUAUAUUCAGCUUACCUUAUGCUUGUUCAUCCUUAUAUAUGUAAUCAGCGGUAGUUAUCCUUCAUAGGCACUUAUCCUACCACACCACAUUCAUGUACCCAGCUUGGCCCUUGGGCAGUUCAUUUCAUGUAUUCAGCUCAAUUUUUGGGUGUGUGAUUUAACCGUUCAGUUUCUUUUUACAUGUAUGUAUUCAGCUUGGCCCUUGGGCAUUUAACCUUAUGUACUCAGCUUGACUUCUGGAUAUGUAAUGUAAUGUAUUUUCAUACAUAUAUUUGUAUCCCACCAGGGUGGUGCUUUUUCUUUCUCUGUCCACCUUGUCUCUUUAACAAUGUUGAUAUUUAGUACCAUUUUUAACAUCGAAUGUGCUCCAGUUAUUUUAUAGUUUUUUUUUGCUGUGUUUAGGGAGCAUACACUCUAAUUAAUCUUCUUUGAGUAGUCCUGUAAGCCCGGCCACAACUAUUUAUGUUGCGCCAUGACUAAUGGCAGUUUAGGCAUGUGGGUUUAUUUUGCAUUGGUUUUCUCUGUAUUAAUGACUGGGAGUAGCAGAGCUGAGACCUGGUUGUAGCUUGGCCAGUCCUCAGUUCUUCUCCCUUUCAUUACAUGCUGACACCUGACAACCUGUGCAGCACUGGAGAGUCCAGUAGAUCUAGCUGGUGAAGUGUACUGCAUGGCAUGUCUGGUGCCACCAGGUAAUGUCUGGGAGUAGCAGAGCUGAGACCUGGUUGUAGCUUGGCCAGUCCUCAGUUCUUCUCCCUUUCAUUACAUGCUGACACCUGACAACCUGUGCAGCACUGGAGAGUCCAGUAGAUCUAGCUGGUGAAGUGUACUGCAUGGCAUGUCUGGUGCCACCAGGUAAUGUCUGGGAGUAGCAGAGCUGAGACCUGGUUGUAGCUUGGCCAGUCCUCAGUUCUUCUCCCUUUCAUUACAUGCUGACACCUGACAACCUGUGCAGCACUGGAGAGUCCAGUAGAUCUAGCUGGUGAAGUGUACUGCAUGGCAUGUCUGGUGCCACCAGGUAAUGUCUGGGAGUAGCAGAGCUGAGACCUGGUUGUAGCUUGGCCAGUCCUCAGUUCUUCUCCCUUUCAUUACAUGCUGACACCUGACAACCUGUGCAGCACUGGAGAGUCCAGUAGAUCUAGCUGGUGAAGUGUACUGCAUGGCAUGUCUGGUGCCACCAGGUAAUGUCUGGGAGUAGCAGAGCUGAGACCUGGUUGUAGCUUGGCCAGUCCUCAGUUCUUCUCCCUUUCAAUGGAUGCUGACAGAUUUUCUGUAUGUAAUUUUACUGUUGUUUCCAAACCAUUAUCUUUAACUUUCUUUUGAUGAUACAUCAUCAGCCAGCUUUAGUUUUUGAUGGAAUUCUGUCAAUGUGUUCACUAGAUAUCACAUACUUGAAAUGGCACAUAAUGUUUGUGUUGUA
This is a messenger RNA of Bufo gargarizans (Asiatic toad), 4792 nucleotides long. Its product is annotated as E3 SUMO-protein ligase KIAA1586-like. The record is from RefSeq and is a predicted model, not a curated record. Gene Ontology annotation, molecular function: SUMO ligase activity. NCBI's taxonomy places the organism in Eukaryota, Metazoa, Chordata, Amphibia, Anura, Bufonidae. Gene Ontology annotation, biological process: protein sumoylation. The transcript is spliced from 6 exons. Bases 458 to 2977 code for a protein of 839 amino acids.